AGUAGUUGUUGUGUGUUUCCGGGUCAUGUGCUCGUCUACUUCCUGUCUACGUUUCUUAAACUUGGAACGCUAACUGGAAGGAUGCUGUCCUUGUCUCGAGCAGUAGUGAGCGGAGUGGCACGUGCUCCAGCUGUUGUCAGUCAAGGUGGAGUGACUGCUAUCACACGACUCAACAGCACAGCACAGAGUCCUCCUAAGAAAACAACAUAUGGACCACUGGCCGAUGAGGACAGAAUUUUCACAAACCUUUAUGGGCGCCACGACUGGAGGCUGAAGGGUGCAUUGAAACGCGGUGACUGGUACAAAACUAAGGAGAUCCUUUUGAAGGGAGUCGACUGGAUCCUCAAUGAAGUCAAGGUUUCUGGCCUGCGUGGAAGAGGUGGAGCUGGUUUCCCUACUGGUAUGAAGUGGGGCUUCAUGAACAAGCCCAGCGAUGGCAGGCCAAAGUAUCUAGUGGUGAAUGCAGAUGAGGGAGAGCCUGGCACCUGUAAGGACAGGGAGAUCUUGAGGAAUGACCCACACAAGCUGGUGGAGGGUUGCCUGAUUGCUGGGAGGGCCAUGGGGGCGCGUGCUGCUUAUAUCUAUAUCAGAGGAGAGUUCUACAAUGAGUCGUCCAACCUGCAGGUGGCUAUUAAUGAAGCUUAUGCUGCUGGGCUGAUUGGAAGGAACGCCUGUGGCUCCGGUUAUGACUUUGAUGUGUUUGUGAUGCGUGGUGCUGGAGCGUACAUCUGUGGAGAGGAGACUGCACUUAUUGAGUCCCUGGAAGGAAAGCAAGGGAAGCCGGCUCUGAAAUGUUUGCAUCCUUUCUGCUGCUGUCCCAAAGGUGUGUUUGGUUGCCCGACAACUGUCGCCAAUGUGGAGACGGUAUCUGUGGCGCCUGCCAUCUGUCGUCGGGGAGGAUCGUGGUUUCUGAGCUUUGGCAGAGAGAGAAACUCCGGCACAAAGCUCUUCAACAUCUCUGGUCAUGUUAACCACCCCUGCACUGUAGAGGAGGAGAUGUCUAUUCCUCUAAAAGAUCUUAUCGAGCGGCAUGCAGGUGGAGUGCGUGGUGGAUGGGAUAACCUGUUGGCUGUAAUCCCUGGUGGCUCCUCAACACCCCUCAUUCCUAAGAAAGUGUGUGAAGAGGUGCUGAUGGACUUUGAUGGCCUCAUCCAAGCUCAGACUGGCCUGGGAACAGCGGCUCUCAUUGUUAUGGACAAAUCUACUGACAUAAUCAGAGCCAUUGCCCGCCUGAUUGAGUUCUAUAAGCAUGAGAGCUGUGGCCAGUGCACACCCUGCAGAGAAGGAGUGGACUGGAUGAACAAGAUGAUGUGGCGUUUUGUACGUGGUGAUGCACGGCCAGCAGAGAUCGACAUGAUUUGGGAGAUUAGUAAGCAGAUUGAGGGACACACUAUCUGUGCCCUGGGUGAUGGUGCGGCAUGGCCUGUGCAGGGAUUGAUCAGACACUUCAGGCCUGUGAUGGAAAGCCGGAUUGCUGAAUACCAGCAGCAGGCCAGGGCUUAAAAUGUUUACUCCUUGAACUUGUCCAUCUUCCGCAUAUGCCCCUAGCCCUGUACUUGUCAAUCACAAAUUAUUUAAAAUGCUAAUGUACUGUCUUAUCACCUCAUUAUUGAGUGAUGUCAUCCUUGUCUGAUAAAGUUAUCAAUAAAGUUCUACAAACCUUUAAUUAGCACAUGACUUCUUGUUUGGACAUCAGG
This is a messenger RNA of Monopterus albus (swamp eel), 1697 nucleotides long. RefSeq names its product NADH:ubiquinone oxidoreductase core subunit V1 (gene ndufv1). Gene Ontology annotation, biological process: mitochondrial electron transport, NADH to ubiquinone. Gene Ontology annotation, molecular function: 4 iron, 4 sulfur cluster binding; FMN binding; NADH dehydrogenase (ubiquinone) activity. Lineage: Eukaryota; Metazoa; Chordata; Actinopteri; Synbranchiformes; Synbranchidae. The coding region runs from base 82 to 1503 and encodes 473 amino acids. Gene Ontology annotation, cellular component: respiratory chain complex I. The transcript has 11 exons. The record is from RefSeq and is a predicted model, not a curated record.